Messenger RNA from Bubalus bubalis (water buffalo), 1039 nucleotides. Its product is annotated as small nuclear ribonucleoprotein-associated protein N. Gene Ontology annotation, molecular function: RNA binding. The transcript has 2 exons. NCBI's taxonomy places the organism in Eukaryota, Metazoa, Chordata, Mammalia, Artiodactyla, Bovidae. The record is from RefSeq and is a predicted model, not a curated record. Gene Ontology annotation, biological process: mRNA splicing, via spliceosome. Bases 190 to 912 code for a protein of 240 amino acids. Gene Ontology annotation, cellular component: U4 snRNP; U5 snRNP; U2 snRNP.
AACCAGGAGUGUCACGUGUACCUGAGGCGAUCUCAGCAGCAGCAAGUACCUGUGGUGGAUUUCCAGGCAGAACUGAGACAGGCAUUCUUAGCUGAGACACCAAGAGGUGGUUAAAGCAGUAUUGGAACACCAAGGUCUUAAGGAUCCUGAAACUUUCCUGUGGACAUUGAAUUUGGUGGAACAGCAAUCAUGACUGUGGGAAAGAGUAGCAAGAUGCUGCAGCACAUUGACUAUAGGAUGAGAUGUAUCCUGCAAGAUGGUCGUAUCUUCAUUGGCACCUUUAAGGCUUUUGACAAGCAUAUGAACUUGAUCCUCUGUGAUUGUGAUGAGUUCAGGAAGAUCAAGCCAAAGAAUGCUAAGCAGCCAGAGCGUGAAGAAAAGCGAGUUUUGGGUCUGGUGUUGUUGCGUGGGGAGAACUUGGUUUCCAUGACUGUGGAGGGACCACCCCCCAAAGAUACUGGCAUUGCUCGGGUACCACUUGCUGGAGCUGCAGGGGGCCCUGGGGUUGGCAGGGCAGCUGGGAGAGGCGUUCCAGCUGGUGUUCCAAUUCCCCAGGCUCCUGCUGGAUUAGCAGGCCCUGUCCGAGGGGUUGGGGGGCCAUCUCAACAGGUAAUGACCCCACAGGGAAGAGGCACUGUAGCAGCUGCUGCAGUUGCUGCUACUGCCAGCAUUGCUGGAGCUCCAACUCAGUAUCCACCAGGACGGGGGACUGCACCUACACCUGUUGGUCGAGCAACCCCACCUCCAGGAAUUAUGGCUCCUCCACCUGGUAUGAGACCACCCAUGGGCCCACCAAUUGGGCUUCCUCCUACUCGUGGGACGCCAAUAGGCAUGCCCCCUCCAGGAAUGAGACCCCCUCCACCAGGGAUAAGAGGUCCACCUCCCCCAGGAAUGCGUCCACCAAGACCCUAGGAUACUGUUGAUCCUUCUUAGUCACUUUUUGUCCUGCAAUGCAGCUUGUGAAAUGUGUGAAAUGUUUGUGAGCUUUUGUCCCCUCUGCUCCAUUAAUAUUAGCUAAUAAAUGCAUAGAGCAAUUAAA